AUGCAAACUCAGCUUCAAUAUCGAUCGGGGACAGCUGAGGUGGAAGUAGUUGGGUCCUCGCGCCUGCAUCUUCUAGACCGGCUAAGUAUCCGCUCCGUAUAUCAGCGUCGGCAGGAUGACUACUUUUUGCAUCUUCAGUUUGAUGCUGAUGUGGAAACUGUGCCGAUUAAAAAUUGUAUUUUGCAGACGGUCAUAGUCUUGGCUGGAUUUAGAAAUCCGACUGGCCACUUCAUCGUCCGUUUUGGUUUUGCGAGAGAGAGUGCUGCCCAGGUAGGUGAAAAUAUCCACAACUAGCACUUGGGCGCCUUUCACGUUGAUUAUGGAUACGGCAUAGAGAGCGUCGGGUGGCAUGGCCACCACCUUUACCGUGUUGAUUACCAGGCCGAAGUUCUUGCAGGCGGCAGCAAAAAGAUCCAUGCUCCCCCGCAUGUCCCCUUUGGAGGUGCCGUAGUGGGCACAGCCGUCGGAGAAGAGAAGUUAUUGGACGGUGGUUGUGGAGACAGGCGAUUGAAAGUGCUUCCUCCUGUGGUUGAGCGGUUGACCAUCCGUCCUGUAGGCAAUGCGAAUCGUCACGUCAGAAGUCCGUUAGCAUGGAAGUGAUCAAGAGACUGAAGAGCGUAGGCGCGAGGAUGCAGCCCCUGCUUCACGCCGUUUGUAGCUGCGAACGCCUCUGAGACAACUCCAUUGUCCGUGACGCGCGCCGUCUCGGAGCUGGCGCUCGGGACAGCCGAAUUUCCAUAUGAUUUUCCACAGUCCUUCAGGAUUUACCGUACCGAAGGCUUUGGUCAGAUCCAUCAAGGUAGACUAGGGGUGGUCCGCAUCUCCUUCAGUUUUCGGGCGACAAAAACUAUGUCCACGGUCCCAUGAUGACGGCGGUAGCCGCACUGACUGUUCGGCAGAAGACCUUGUUCUAGGUGGUUGUUCAGACGGUUGAGAAGGACACGAGCAAAGAUUUUCCCGGCGAAGUUCAACAGCGCGAUUCUUGUGUGAUUGUCGCAGAUUUGGCGGUUUCCUUUCUGCUUGUAUAGAUGAUCGGUUGUGGCGUCUUAAAGAUACUGCGGAACUUCUCCUUGACGCCAAAUCUCCUGUAAGAGCGCCGUCAGACGAUCCAGGAGUUGGGGCCACCAUGCUUUUGGAUCUCAGCAGAGACCGCGUCCGAUCCGGGCACUUUCCCGCUGGAGAGCUGCUGCACGGCCCUGAUGGUUCCUUGUAGAGAGGGUGGGCGGUUGAUGUCGACGAUGGUGACCACUUGAAGCAGACGGGCGAUGGUGGCGUCGGAUAUGGUGGAGGGGCGGUUGCGGGCGCCUCUGAAGUGCUCGACUCAUUGCUGAAGAAUAUGUGUCUUCUCGGUCAGUAGGGUACUGCUUUCGGCGCUGAGAAGUGGAUUAUUUCCUUUGCUUGGAUUGCUCCUGGGAUGUAAGGAGAAUCACUAAUACCUUUUGCCAUUUAGAAGAUACCAUAUAGUACUCAUAAAAUUUUGCAAUCUGUUUGGGCUAAGCUGUAUGCUGUAUGAGGUGCCUUGGUAAACGGACUGAUACGGUGCUUUUUGAAUGGACAUUUCAUGGUCUUAGCAAGUCUCAUAGUUGAAAGUUUCUUGCAUGGUAAUCCACAUCACAACCUCGAAAGCGCAUUUCAGAAUUCCAGUUUACAUUUUAUGUGAUCGGCCAGCGACCUUAAUCAUGUGAAUAGGAUUCAGCGUUGAAUCGAACAUCAUUGGGUUUAUACUAUGCUGGCGAUGCACAGAACGCCGACAGGGAAUGAUCGUCUGCAUUCAGACUACGACUAGGAAGCGUGCACCUCUGAAAGCUCAAAUGAAUAAAUUACUAUUACCAGCGAUCGACUCUUCAAGCUUAACAGAUGAGAUUCUUGGGACUAAUUUUCUCGUUCAGGUUUGUAAUUUUUAAUACCCAGGGAUACACUCAGUAGCGUUUUGUUUGCUCGCCGUCAUCCCGCAUGAGCAGCAUCAGGGUGAAACCUUUUCCUGAAUAUAUGCCGCCUUAACAACGGCAGUACUUACGCGUUGGGUCGGCAGGACUACAUUAUGGUAGUGGUCGAGUUCUAGCUGCCAAAUUGUUGGGUUAACGUAGAAGGAGGAAGGAAAGAAGCCCUCGACGAGGAUUUUAUGCAGGAUUUAGACUUUCUGAUGAGUGAUGAAUGGAGUUUAUGGCAACUGCAAUGAACCUAGGAUUCCACGGGACUGAUUAAUGGCUUUGGUCUUUUCCAACUUGGAAGGAGAGAUGGCACAUUCAUGUCAUAAUGACAGCUCUUGAAACGGUUCGAAGUCCUUGGCAUGCAUUAUUGAUUUUCGUUUGGUUUAAAAAGGGUGAGCAACAAGCUACCUGGGGAGUUUGGUAUCUUUAUAUCAUCAUGAGUUUCUGGCACAGGGGUGGCGCUAGGGAUUACUACUUGAUCAUUUUCUGAAUAAGUAGAGUAAUUAUUACUCAUUUUAUCGACUUUUCAUGGUCAGAUCUGACCUACGAUUUCGUGUGCGAUUGUGGCAAACCAUUGACCUACUGCACGAUGGUCAGGAAUCCCAUUAAAACUCUGCUACUUUUUCAGAUGUUGUAAACACUUCGAAGUUUUCACCUGUAGAAAUAUCAGAGGAGGUGUGAUACGGAUUCCCCCAGAAAUCGGACAUGUCAACUUGUUUGGACGCCAUAUUUAAUAACGCACACAUUGCAGAGCUUCCGUAAAAGAAAACUUUUUCCGAACUCCAAGGUUCACUUUUUAAAAAGGCAUAAUCCUUUGCAAAGUGAUUACAGGGAAUAAGUUUCAUUUACUCAUUUCCAGAAAAAAGAACCAGCAUUAAAUUUCACCAAAAGCGAUGGGCGGUAUCUCGAUCCUUGUUAAGUUCGCUGCGGAUUCAUAUGGAAGCCGCUAUGUGGCCUUGUUCAUAUUUGUCAAUUUGCAAACCGUAUUUGAACUUGUUUUUUUUCAGCUAACAGGAAGAGUUGGAGAUUUUCGUUAAUGGCCUUUGCGAGUUGUGGCACUUCCACCGUCUAAUGACUUCGGCCCAUUGUGGAUGAUGUUGCUUUCAGCGUCAAGAGCAAAAAUUCCAAUCUAAAAUUAAGGUGCUAGUGCCGUAUCGGCCUAAAUAUGGAAACAUCUGUGAUGGCAGCCCCUGCACAGGUGAUUUAGUAAACAUUUCAGCCGUCAAGGUCAAAAGCUGCCAAACUGUCGGUUUUUUGUACUGUACAAACUUUGACACUGAUAACACACCUAGAUCCUGACUGCUUUAAGAUGUAAAUGCUUAAAAAUCACCAUUCGCGAACGAAUUUUAAAAUCGUUUGGGGUUCAGUUAGAAUCUCCGAUCAAUAACUUUGGUAAUCAAAGAUGGGACAACUCCACGUUAGCCUGCACAACGAAUCACUAUUCUUGCCCGGCACGCUAACCACCUCAUACACAGGACAGAACAACAUCCAUGGAUGAGACUCGCUACGAAUUUUUCAGCUCCCAUUUCUAUUGGCUAAAUUCCGUCAUUCGCCUCCGCCAACAAAUCUCAUGUCUGCAUAAACUGAAUUCACCUGGCCGAUUGGAGGGAUGCGUGCUACGCAAUAUAGAUCCCACACAGUGUCCUUUGUGUACUGGACAUCGGUUUCUAUGUCAUGCUUUUCUAAACAAGGAUAUUAUUUUGCAUUUCAUCGCUUCCUCUUCUAGCGUCUAAAGAAUUUUUCGGUCUGUGCCAAGUCACAGUUUAGAAAAGACGGGACAAUUAGUAAUUACUUGGAGGAAGGGAAGGAGGAAGAGGAGGGGAAGGGGGAGGAGGAGGAGGAUGAGGAUGAGGAUGAGGAGGAGGAGGAGGAGGAGGAAGAAGAGGAGGAGGAGGAGGAGGAGGAGGAGGAGGAGACAGAAAAGGAUUGGCCUGGCCUGCCACUAAAAAGGAAAAUCGCCAUAGUUUUUUAA
Molecule: messenger RNA, 3903 nt
Organism: Spirometra erinaceieuropaei
Lineage: Eukaryota; Metazoa; Platyhelminthes; Cestoda; Diphyllobothriidea; Diphyllobothriidae
Source: the annotation of a GenBank genome assembly